AGUAACAAUGGGCGAGGAGCACCAUCUACUUGAGCCGACCAGCCGAACAUACCGUUCACGCUGGUGGAUCCUUCUGUUAACGUCGCUACAUAUAGCCCACCAAAAUAUCGGCCUCAACACCUGGGGGCCAAUAACACAGUCUGUUAAAAAAGCCUUCGACUGGGAGGAUAAUACUGUAGUGUUCAUCCUCAACAUGGGACGAGUGGGUAGCAUCCUAUACAUGUGUAUCGGCUCUCUCACACUAGACAAAGCAGGUUUACGGGUUUCCAUGGUAAUAUACUCCCUUACUAUGCUACUAAGUAAUGGUGUACGAUGUCUUUGUAAGAACAAGGAGGUCUCGUUAACGUAAGUACGAGAAUGCUGUUUAACAGUUUGUUAUUGGUGCUAAAACUAUGACGCAUAUCAUCCAACACUCUUUAGAGCAAUUUCCUAUUGCAUGUGACUUCAUUUUCUCGCAUAUAUCUAAUUUAUGUCUUCUAAGAUGGAACUUAUAAUUCAUGGUUUUAUCUUUAAGUGCAUCUGUUUUAUUGUUUUUGUUCAUAUUUAUUCAUUUCUUUCAUUGACGAAUGAUUAAUUACCAUCUUUUGCGAUAUGUGGAUACACCAUAUUUAGGAUAAAUUCAAGAUUAUUUACAUUUAACGAUAUAUGUGUCUCAAUUAUUACGAAUACAAAUGAAUGAUGUAUUACUAUUUUGUUUUGAGGCUCAUUACCGUCGGUGAAUUUCUAAAUGGCUGUAAUGGCGUUGUGUCAUUCGCGUUACCACCUGUUGUAGCCGAAAGGUGGUUCCCACCAGGAGAGAGAAUUACCGCAUCAGCUAUUAUAGCACUUGCUGCAUAUGUGGGCGAUGGAAUUGCAAGCAUCGCUGGCCCAAAGUUGGUGGAGAAACCAAUAUUUGCCAAUAUCAGCAUUCUAAAUAACUCAACAGAGACAACAGGUACCACGAAAGUUACCAAUGCCGAUGAAAUCUUGGACGAAUUGAUGAUCUACCUUUAUAUACAGUGUGGGGUAUCGGCAGCGUUGUUUAUUGCGACCCUGGCAUACUACCCCGAUAAACCACCCUCUGCCCCCAGUACCACAGCUAGCAUGUCCCGCCUUACAUACAAGGAAUCCUUCCAGAAGCUGUUUAGAAAUAAACACCUGGUAUUGCUUGUACUGGUGUUUGGUGUGAUGGUCGGUACCUACACGUCUUGGUUCCAGGUGAUUGACAUGAUAUACGACCCAAUUGGCUUUUCACAGCUGAGCGCAGGAUGGAUAGGUUUUUAUACCGUUAUGACGGGCAGUAUUCUAGGGUUCUUUAUAGCAAGAUUUUCUGAUAUAUUUAUGAAGCGACUUAAGCCUGUCCUUUUAACUAUGUUUUCCUUCACCAUAGCAGCCUCUUUAUGGACAGCGCUAAUAGCCAGUGAAUUCCUGCCGUACUCUACUUGGCAAUUGUAUGUAUCUGCCAUUGUGGGCGGUGGUCUACUGAAUGCGUCCUUUCCCCUGUGGUAUGAAGUUAUCUGUGAAAUCUCCUUCCCUAUACCCGGUGGAAUCAUGAACGGAAUGUCCGACUUCGUCUUCUUGCUCUUUGCCAAUGGAUUCUUCGCUCUCAUGUAUAUACCUAUGACAGACCACCGCUGGCUGACGUGGACUAUGUUCGUAUGCUCCUUGGUGGCUUUUCUGACGUUAGUGUUAUUACCAGUCACUUAUAUUCGGACAAAUAUCGAUAUCGAAGCCAAGGAAGAGGACGCUAGUCGGGGCAAGGAAUUGGACAAUAUCACGAUCACUCGACCAGAGGAAGAUAUGGAACAAUGACAAUCACAAAGGGUCCAAGUGUUAAUGCUUGAUUUAAAACAAAUAACGUGCAAUGUCCUACUGAGGCACAAGAGCUUCUUUACUUUCCAGAUAAGGACUGUUUUCAAAAAUUCCAUUCCGUAUGAGAAUCUACUAAUUAUCGCAUAAUCCAUAUAAGAUAAAACCUGUUUCUCCGGAUCUCUAGGCUAAUGUAAGGUAGACUCUGUUACUCCGGAUCCUUAGAUUAAUGUAAGGUAGACUCUGUUACUCCGGAUCCUUAGAUUAAUGUGAGGUAGACUCUGUUACUCCGGAUCCUUAGAUUAAUGUAAGGUAGACUCUGUUACUUCAGAUCCUUAGAUUAAUGUAAGGUAGACUCUGUUACUCCGGAUCCUUAGAUCAAUGUAAGGUAGACUCUGUUACUUCAGAUCCUUAGAUUAAUGUAAGGUAGACUCUGUUACUCCGGAUCCUUAGAUUAAUGUAAGGUAGACUCUGUUACUUCAGAUCCUUAGAUUAAUGUAAGGUAGACUCUGUUACUCCGGAUCCUUAGAUUAAUGUAAGGUAGACUCUGUUACUCCGGAUCCUUAGAUUAAUGUAAGGUAGACUCUGUUACUCCGGAUCUUUAGAUUAAUGUAAGGUAGACUCUGUUACUCUGGAUCCUUAGAUUAAUGUAAGGUAGACUCUGUUACUCCGGAUCCUUAGAUUAAUGAAAGGUAGACUCUGUUACUCCGGAUACUUAGAUUAAUGUAAGGUAGACUCUGUAACCCCGGAUCCUUAGAUCAAUGCAAAGUAGAUUCUGUUACUCCGGUUCCUUAGAUCGAUGUAAGUAAACCUUUUCACUCUGGAUCCUUAGAUCAAUGUAAGGUAAACAAUUUCGAUCAAUCAUUAUCGCGAUGUGACGUUCCAUGCUUAGAAAAGUUGGCAAAAUUAAAUGUUUAAAUGUUCGGUAUUCUUUAUGUUUGGUAACAAAUGAAUUGGUUCAAAUACGUUUGAAAGAGUCACAUUGACCUGACGCCAUAGAGAUGUCAUUUCUAGGCAAACAUGUCACAGUUGAUCCGAUAAUCAAGGGAUUAUUCCCAAUGUUAUGAUUCCAAUGAUAGUUACCGAUGAUAUACAGAGAAAUUAUCUUAUUUCCCUGGGAGAUAUAUCUGGUGGAAUCGCUGAGAAACCUGGUCAUCUUCCUUUUGAGAACUUGACGUUACCUUGACUUGGCAAAUGUCGGCGAUGAAACGUAACAAUUGUUUGUAAUUGAAACCUUUUAAAUUAGUUUUGUGUAUCUUAUUUCGCGUUCAUUUUUGAGUUUUUGGGAUUCUAGUCAUAGCAACAGAGAAAACAAGUUUCAUAACGAAACCGUAAUUCUAACUCAAAAUCAAUAAAGAUAUAGACUUUCACAGAAACGCUUGAACCAAGUGUUUCAGGAAGAGAAAACGCCUUUUGCUUCAUCGACGAAAUCCGCGAUUCAAAUCUAGAUCAAAGCAGUGUAAGUCAAAUUCUCACAUUUAUAUGAACUAUGGUAGCCGCAACGGAACAACUUGGCAUAUCAACAAAUAUCGAGCACGUCUGACGUCAUAUCAUAAAAAAUUAUGUUUGAAAUAAUCUGAUGCUGCCACUUAAACUUAACCAUGAUCGUAAUCAACAUGCAUCUUUCGACACCUUGUGUCCUUAAAUAUGGAAUCAACUGGGACAUGUAUACACCGUAGUCGGGGGAAGCAGGGAAGUUAUUAUCGAUAGGGUUAGUAUGAAUCGGAUAUAUAUUUUCCCAUGACGGCACUACACAAGUGUCCUUACCUUAUUUCCCAUAACCCUUGUUAUUAUGUUUAUAUGAUAUAGAACUGCUUUUGGUAACCUUUUAGAAUGAUGCAUAACAAUGUUUGUCUGCCGGAAUAUGAUAACAAUGAAGUAAACUAUCACACGAACUACUAGAGUGUUAUUUAUCUUUAUACUGGAUUGUUUUCAUCUAUUUAAAGAACUGAUUCAUAGAUUAAUUGUUGAAAUGCGU
Molecule: messenger RNA, 3766 nt
Organism: Pecten maximus
Lineage: Eukaryota; Metazoa; Mollusca; Bivalvia; Pectinida; Pectinidae
Product: solute carrier family 49 member 4-like
Exons: 11
Coding region: 676-1791 (371 amino acids)
Biological process (GO): transmembrane transport
Cellular component (GO): membrane
Molecular function (GO): transmembrane transporter activity
Source: RefSeq, a predicted model, not a curated record